UACUUCCUUCCUGAAUACUUUAUAACAACAACACUGUUUAUAUGAACUUUUUUAACCUGUAAAUAAAAUGGAUGUUAUUCAGGAACAGACGACGCCCCCUGGUUCUGACGAAGAUGAAGAAGAUGAACAAUUAUCAACAAACUGUCCGAUUGCUGCAAGUUCUGAAGAUGAGUUAUUACUUCCGGGAACAACAGACGAAUCUCUGUCUCCAUUAGCGACUAGUGAAGACGAAAUAUUAUCUUCUCAGAAAAGCGAAGACGACGAGAAAUAUAACAGAAAAACUCCAACUGAACUCUGUCAACAAGGCAAAGAUGACCCUCCGGAUUCCGGACGGGUUUGUGUAGAAGAUAGUUUACAAACUAUGGGAAAUUCAGAAAGUACCCAUGAAUAUAAAGGACACCACGAUCUCAGGAAUACAGCCAUGCCUAUUCGUCUACCCAUGCCUGACUCAAUGGAGUUGGAGCGAAGGUUCACUAAAGUCUUGGCCUCUAUGGACUUGCCUCCAGACAAAGCUAAACUACUCAAAGGAUAUGAUGAUGAUAAAAAAUGGGACCUAAUUUGUGAUCAGGAAAGAGUUCAUGCAAAGGACCCUCCCAAUGUUUACUUGGACCAUCUCAAAACGUAUUUGGAUCCUAAGGCUAGCAGAAGUACAAGGCAAUCACAGUCAAUCAAGAAAAAGAAAAUGUUAGCGGAUUCAUCAUCCACACAGGUGCUUCGUGACUUAGAAAUAUCACUUCGUACCAAUCAUAUAGAAUGGGUACGAGAGUUUUUAAGUGAAGAAAACCAUGGAUUGGAUGUUUUAGUGGACUAUUUAUCAUUUACACAGGUUGUCAUGAGAAGGGAGCAAUUACUUAACAAAGAGAAGAGUGCUAGUCUCGAUGGAUUGUCUCGGAGUCCUACACGAAGACUUAAGCGAUCAAAUACUAUAGGUUCUCCCCGAAGUAUAAAAAAUUCCAAAUUAAAUUUUGGGGAGGCCAGAGAUGAUGUUCAUGUUUGUAUCAUGUGUUUACGUGCCAUAAUGAACCAUCAGUAUGGUUUCAACCUUGUCAUAGCUCAUAAACAUGCCAUUAACUGUAUAGCCCUCAGUCUUAAUCAUAAAAGUUUACGAACAAAAGCAUUAGUGUUAGAAUUAUUAGCAGCAGUUUGUCUAGUCAGUGGAGGACAUGAGAUAAUACUCUCAGCGUUUGAUAACUUUAAACAGGUGUGUGGAGAAGCACAUCGUUUUGAAACCCUCAUGGAUUAUUUCAAAAAUUAUGAUGAAUUCCACAUAGAUUUCAUGGUUGCCUGUAUGCAGUUUGUGAAUAUAGUUGUACAUUCUGUAGAAAAUAUGAAUUUCAGGGUCCAUUUACAGUAUGAGUUUACCACUAUUGGUCUGGAUGACUACUUAGGGAAAUUACGGCAUACAGAAAGUGAUCGACUUUCAGUUCAGGUUCAUGCGUAUUUAGAUAACACAAUAGAUGUUGCCCAGUUGUUAGAAGAUUCAGAAAUGAAAACAGAAGCUUUGGAAAGGGCAGAAGAUUUAGAAGAUGAAUUAUCAAGGGAAAGAGAAAGAUUCCUUGAACUAGAAGAUGAAGCAAUGGCAAAAACAGUUGAACUUGAAAAGCAGUUAUCAGAAGCUACAAAUGAAAUAGAAGAAUUAAAGGAUCUAUUAGCCCGACAUGAAUCUGAAGUGAAUGAGUUGAGACAGAUUGUAAAUGAAAAAGACGAGGAAUCUAAGAAAAGACAGAGUAUGCUGGAACUAAAACUAAAAGAAAUGGAACAGCUAAAAUUAAGUGCUACUACAGGAGGAAGUGCUGGAGGAAUCACCACAGGAAUUGUACCAGAUUUACCGCCCCCGCCACCACCAGUAGUAGCUCCCCCACCACCUCCACCACCACCACCUCCUGCUCCUGGGGCAAUACCUCCCCCGCCACCACCACCAGGAGGAGCUGUUCCAAAUAUGGGUGCAAUGACUAUAAAAAAGAAAGUACAGACCAAGUUCAGGUUACCCGUACUGAACUGGACUCCAUUAAAACCACAACAAGUGAAGGGAACAAUCUUCUCAGAUCUAGAUGAUGAGAAACUUUAUACUGUGAUAAACUUCAAUGAAUUUGAAGAAAUUUUCCGUCUGGGUGGAGGUCCAGGACUGGUUGACGAUGGUACUCCUAAAAUGUUGAAAAAAUCCAGAAAACCAGAGAGUAUAAGUCUGAUAGAUGGGAAUAGAUUAAGAAAUUGUGCAAUAACAAGAAGGAAGAUAGAAUUAACCAAUGAAGAAAUAACCAGAGCUAUUAAUUAUAUUGAUUUGAAAACCCUGUCACUAGAUAUGGUUGAAAUUCUUUUAACAAUUUUGCCAAAUGACCAAGAGGUGAAAGCAUUUAAGCAGUAUGAGAAAGAUCGUAAACCAUUGGACAUGUUAACAGAUGAAGACAGAUUCCUCUUUCAGCUUUGUAAAGUGGAGAGAUUGUCGCCCAAAUUACACAUCAUGAGUUUUAUUGGAAACUUUUAUGAUACCAUACAUAAUUUAGUACCACAAGUUAAUGCUGUUAUAGCUGCCUCCAUGUCAAUAAGAAGUUCACAGAAAGUCAAGAAGAUGUUAGAGAUAAUUCUUGCCUUUGGAAAUUAUAUGAACAGUGCUAAAAGAGGUCCAGUUUAUGGAUUCAAACUUCAAAGUUUAGACAUGUUGAUGGACACAAAAUCAAAAGAUAAGAAUGUAUCGUUGAUGCAUUAUUUAGUCAAAACAGUGCAAGAAAGAUUCCCAGACUUACUCACCUUUGAGUCAGAGUUGAGGUUUUUAGAAAAAGCAGCCAUUGUUUCCAUGGAGAAUAUUAUUGUUGAUAUUCAUGAAUUAGAGAAAGGAAUGGAAAUGACAAAGAAGGAAUAUGAUGCCAGGAAGAAUUCACGAGAUUUACCUGUCAUCCUUAAAGACUUCCUCAGUAAUUCUGAAGAAAAACUAAAAAAAUUACAAAGUGAUCAGAAAACAGCACAGGAUGCCUACCAUCGGGUUGUAGAAUACUUCGGAGAGAAUCCUAGAACAGUGGCUCCAAACACUUUCUUCUCACAGUUUGUAAGAUUUGUCAAUUCAUUUAAGGCAGCUUUAGUAGAGUUGGAUAAAAGAAGGAAGAUGGAACAUGCUGCACUGGAACCUCCUGCACCAAAUAAAGAUAAACGGAAGGACAAGAAACAAGUCCAGCAUGAAGAGGAGAAUGGAAUUAUAGUGGUACCUGUAAAGGAUGCUGUUGUCAAUGAAUUAAAGAACAGAACAAAACACAUCAAGGAGAAGAAAUUAUUAAACAAAGAUGAGGUUUAUCAUGGUGCUUUGGAAGAUAUACUUCUAGAUUUGAAGAAUGAACCAUACAGGAGGGCUGAUGGAGUAAGAAGAAGUCAAAGAAGAAGGAAUGAAGGACUAAUGACAACAUCAAUGGGAAAUGACAUUUUCUGAAGAGUUAUAUCCCUUUGCAAGGGAUUAAAUAUACAUACAUAGCAAUGUAUAUAGCUCUUAUAGCUCUCUUUGUUAAAGUUAACAGGGGGUAGAUAGAGUAUAAUGUCCACCAUAUUUCUCUCUAGGUCUAUACACAAAACCGAAUUGAUAUUUUCUCCUUUUACAGGGGGUAGGAGAAAAAAUUUACUCUACAAAGUGGUAUUAAACUAGGUACAAUGAAGUAGAGGGCAACAUGAAAAGUAUAAGAGUUUUCUUAAAGCUUUAAGAAGACUUUAUACAGUUAGAAUGACAACAAUUACUGUAACAAUUUUUGCUUUUUUUCGCUUUUUUAGUAGUCAAAAAUUGGAAAUCAGUUCAAUGUAGAUACAUGUCAAGUCAUAAUAAAGAAGUCAGAGAAUCUCAGACGGUACUUGCCACAGAAUAUUGCAUUUAAUUCAAAUGUAAUCUCAAACAUUUAACAUUUUUAAACUUAUAAAGAAACAGUGGAAAACUGUCAUUUUUUUAAACUCCAAAUAGCUUGAUGAAAAACAAUCUUUGAUCUGUUUAAAGGGAAAUAAUCCAUUUGAUACUAUGUGAUUAUUAGAUUAUAAUUAUAUGGUAUUAAAGUAUGUCUUUGUUUAAGUUCACAAAUUAUCAAAGUUGGUGAUCUCUUGUUUAAGUUUUAAAUGAAUUACAAUAAUUUUCAAAGCACGUUAAAGUGGGGCCCUUUAAAGUAUAAUAAAAACUUUUUAUUUUAAUUGAUUUAAACCACACAGAUGUUUUAAUUACAUUGAGGUGCUGUUCAUUGUUAAGCAAGGCAUAAAAGUUUUUAAAUUCCAUUGUACUUGCUUGAUAUAAGUAAGAUGUACAAAGAAUUGCACAUCAGUGUUUUUAAGUUUUAAAACUGUAAUCAUGUAAAUACAGUUGAAAGAAAAGGACUAUUUCACAUAUUCUUGUAAUGUAUUUCCGAUGAUAGAUCUAUAUUUGUACAUAAUGUUUUACCUAUUGAUAUGAAUGAAUGUGGCAUGAAUGAAGAAAUAUUUAUUUCACAGUCAUCUUGUGCAAUUUUAUAUGUUUUUAAUGUUUUAUACAUCUUCGUUAUAAAUCAUUGUCAUUUACAUAUGAUAGGUGCAACUGUUUACAUGUAUCAUUUCAAAAUAAAUGUCAUCAAUGUAUAUCUGUUUCAGAAAACUAUAGGCCAGUUGAAAAAUGUAAUAUUUUAUCAAGUUGAGUUUCAUAGGUAUUUAAAAGAAACAUGGUUGAAAUCUCAUGCUAAAAAAAUAAUCGUAUGUUGUGUUUUUGAUAUCUUGUAAAUCAUUAAAUGUUUCAAUCAGACAAGGAAAUAAAUGAUAUCUUAUUCACUAAUAGGUAGGUAAGUGAUUCCUUGUUGUGAAAAUAAUUUGUGAUGAAUAAUACUGAAAGAAAUAGAUAAUAUACUGUAUAAAAGAGUUCAUAUUGAUAACAUCACCAAUCAAAUAUUUUAAACUAAGCCUUUCCUACAGUAAAGGUCUGUAAGUGAUCUUUUUAUAUAGCUUUCUAUUUUAAUAAUGGAGAGCUUCAAAAGUUGGAUGGUCUAAAGCUGUUAUCAGCCUAAAAAAUAUAAGAAAUCCUUGAAGAUUUUUGUAAAUUGUUUUUAAAAUACUUUGCACCUAAAUCAUUACGAACACAGAAAUAAUGUUGAAAUCUCUGAUCAAAUGUCAAACAUACUAAUAUUUCCUUAGAAAAAAACCCACUUAAAUAAAUAUGCUAUGCUUUUAUAUUUUUUUUUGGCAAUGAUAAUUUCAAUAAAAUGGUACUUUUGUAUUCAUAUAAAGUUGGGAGUAUUGACUUUUUGCCAGAGGUUUGUUUUGAAAUUGGAAAGAUAAAAAUGAAAAGUUAAGAGAUGAUUGUCUAACAAAAGAUCAAUAGUAUUCAUUCUUCCCUAAGACUCAUAGCAAUAUUUCAAAUAAUAGCUUACUGCAUUGUAUUGUAACUUUUUAAUUAUCACUAGCAUUUUACUAAUCAUGGCAAUCUAAAACCCUGAAAAUAGAAUCAUUGCUAAAUGUUUCAUCACAAAAUGAAUUGCUCUUCUGUCUUAUUGUAUGUUUGAUAAAUGUAUUAUGUUAAUGCAUUUAAUAAUAAGAGUUCUUUUUUAUUUUAAUAAAAAAAAUCAAACCUGAAUAUAACAUGCCAUUUGGUGCUAACCUUCACAUUCUGUUAAUUAUAUCAAAAUCAUUCUUUUAUCCUUAAACCUGAAAUUGUUCUGUGGUGCAGUGAAUCCAGUAAUAGAACUUACUUUGGGUACUAUAAGAAUAAAGUUAAGACUUGAAAAUUUAAGAAACCUUACAUUUCAUUACAAACAAUAACAUUUUUUUCUGGUGAUAUUAUUUUUACAGAUGAUUUGCGCUUUGAAAUCUUUAGUUGCUACUUCAGUGUUUUAUAUAUAAGAUAUGACAGUUCUCUGAACAAACUUUAACUACUGAGCUUUAAUCAGCAAUAAAUAGUGCUUUGUUUUAUUCGUCUAGUAUGAUUUGUUCGACUACGCAAUAAUUAUUUUCCUAUGCAUUUAUAUAUUUCUUGGUACUGCCAGCAUUGUUACUUUCAUAUAGUUAGACUCGGUUAAACAUUCCUGUUUUUCAUUGCCUGUAUGUUCCUAAUCCUAAAGCAUAACAGAUAUCUAGUUAUAUUAAUUUUUUUUUAUUUCUCCAUAGCUGUAGAAUUGGCAAUAAAUGAAAAAUCUGUGGAAAGAACAUACAUAUAUUCAAGUGACCAAAAAACUAAAUUUGGUUUAGUUUUAUUUUAUUAUUUUUAUUUAGCUUGAAUGCUGCAAGUGACUGUGUGCAAUGUCUGGAUGAAUAAUAUGACUUUAUUUUAAUAUAAAUUCUUAGAGCAGUAAAACUGCGGUAAUUUAACCCCAAUUACUCCUACAGUGUUUUUUUUAUUUAUUUAAUGUAGAAUAUAUGAAUUAGUUAUUACAAAGACCAGUCUUAUGUGUUUAUAAGAUCUAUUUUAGUGUUUCGAUGGACGUAUGUUUGUUUAUGGUUAUUUUUGUAGAUUUUUAUUUUGCCUACUGUACCUCACUAAUUCCCUUACUUAAAAUUAAACUUCCAAUUAGUUCUAGUCAAAUUUGAAUAUUAUUAAAUUUAAUAAUUUUCCAAAUCAAAUAUAAAAAAACACUUUUUCUUUUGGCAAGUUUAUGAGAAUUUCAGACAUAAAUUAUGACUGAAGUUAUAUAUGGUCAUAGGCUGUUUAAAAAGAAAUAAUAAGAAACAACAAAGGUCUAUUUUAUUCAUUGUUGGUCAGAAAAUGUUGUGAUACAAAGUAUAGCAAUUUGUCAAAUCAUACCAUACAUUCUCCUCAUCAUUUUAGUAUGACAUUUAUCUGUAUAUUUGUCAUGGCAAAGAUUUAUAAUGUUUUUAAAACAUAAAUUGUACUGUCAUAAGAACAUGCCUUAAUUUGUACAAUAAACACAAAAAAUACAAAGUAAAAA
Mytilus trossulus (common blue mussel) is the source of this 6866-nucleotide messenger RNA. RefSeq names its product formin-like protein. Gene Ontology annotation, cellular component: cytosol. The record is from RefSeq and is a predicted model, not a curated record. Gene Ontology annotation, molecular function: small GTPase binding; actin filament binding. Lineage: Eukaryota; Metazoa; Mollusca; Bivalvia; Mytilida; Mytilidae. The coding region runs from base 68 to 3418 and encodes 1116 amino acids. The transcript has 33 exons. Gene Ontology annotation, biological process: cell migration; regulation of cell shape; cortical actin cytoskeleton organization.